AUGAAACGCCCACGGUCCCAACUGAAUGUACAUCUGGGAAGUAACUGUGGCAUGGAUAACAUCACAAGUAGUGGUACCGACUCAGAUGAACAGCGUGACACUACUUAUGAGACAGAUUUGACGGAGCCGGACGAUACCCUGAGCCCACGAAAAUGUUUUUGGGCGGAUGAAAGCCACCCCGCUUUGGAUUCAGGAGAACUUGAUGAUGUGGGAGAAUUCUAUGACAACCCGCUUGAUGAUACUGGGAUCGGCCUGUUCAAGAUUCCCGAAGAUUUUGAUAAGGCAGAAGGAACAUUCUUGCAGUACUGUGACAGCAGAACACGUUUGGAGCUUGAGAUUCCAAAAUGGCAGGAACCUGAGGAGGCACUGCGCCAGGCAUCAAACAAUGACAUGUACCAUUUCUUAGGCUGGUGUCUUAAACUCCAGCGAGGAAAAGAGGGCCGAUGA
Aspergillus glaucus CBS 516.65 is the source of this 447-nucleotide messenger RNA. RefSeq lists its product as uncharacterized. Bases 1 to 447 code for a protein of 148 amino acids. The record is from RefSeq and is a predicted model, not a curated record. NCBI's taxonomy places the organism in Eukaryota, Fungi, Ascomycota, Eurotiomycetes, Eurotiales, Aspergillaceae. The transcript has 2 exons.